Messenger RNA from Passer montanus (Eurasian tree sparrow), 683 nucleotides. RefSeq names its product 17-beta-hydroxysteroid dehydrogenase type 6-like. NCBI's taxonomy places the organism in Eukaryota, Metazoa, Chordata, Aves, Passeriformes, Passeridae. The record is from RefSeq and is a predicted model, not a curated record. The transcript is spliced from 3 exons. Bases 29 to 604 code for a protein of 191 amino acids.
CAGUCACCGAGCGCUGCCAGCGGCGGGGAUGUGGCCGUACGCGGUGGCCGUGCUGCUGGCGCUGCUCCUGCUGCGCCGCUGGCACCGGGAGCGGCAGACGGUGCCGCGGCUCUCGGAGAAGCACGUGCUGAUCACGGGAUGCGACAGCGGCUUCGGGAAGCGGCUGGCCCGGGUCCCAGGGUCUUUGCAGCUCCCGCUGAUCCCCUCCACCUCGGGCAGGCGGGAGCUGCGUCCCUUCGGGGUGAGGGUCUCCAUCAUCGAGCCCGGAGGCUUCCAGACGGGAAUGACCGACCCCGCCCCGCUGGUGGAGGGCUUCCUUCGCCUCUGGGAGCGGCUCCCGGCAGAAACCCAGGCAGCUUACGGCCGCCACUACCUGGACAAAUAUGCCAAGAGCACCACCCUGCUGCACCGCCUGAGCAGCUCCCGGCUGUCGCACGUCACCGAUGCCAUGACCCACGCGCUGCUGUCCCGCUGUCCCCGCAGCCGCUACGCCGCGGGCUGGGACGCCUGCCUCAUCUUCCUCCCGCUCAGCUACUGCCCCUCCUGGCUCUCCGACACCAUCAUUGGCUUCUUCCUGCCCGUCCCGGCCAGCGGGACCCCCUGAUGGCCACCAGAGCGGGGACACGGCCCGUGGGUGUCUCGGGCUCUGCAGAACGUGCUCAAUAAAGCUGGGCAAUGCUGGG